Molecule: messenger RNA, 1727 nt
Organism: Galdieria sulphuraria
Lineage: Eukaryota; Rhodophyta; Bangiophyceae; Galdieriales; Galdieriaceae
Product: AFG1-like ATPase
Exons: 3
Coding region: 42-1475 (477 amino acids)
Cellular component (GO): mitochondrion; cytoplasm
Molecular function (GO): ATP hydrolysis activity; ATP binding
Source: RefSeq, a predicted model, not a curated record
UUUUGGAGAAAUUCAUUUGUCCACGUCGUCUUUGAACGCAAAUGUGGAUUGCCAAAAGCACAAAUAUAUCAACUAGUUUGAAAAACAACUUUGUUAUAAGAAAUAUUUCGACUAUUUCCGGUUUGUUUCAGCAGGUAUCUGACGUAUCUUCUACUUGGAAAGGAACAAGCGAAACAACUCCAAAUAUUUUCUCUAUAUCAGAACAAGUUGCAAAGAGUGAAGCAAAAACAGUAACAGAAUUGUAUCAAAGUUUGGCAGCUACCGGCACAAUACAAGAAGACCCCGGACAACUACGGUCUGCGGCAGAAUUUGACCGAUUACUAAAACAAGUAGGUGACUUUGAAGAAAGAAAUUUUCUUGUGAAGAAAACCAGAAAGGAAUUUUUCGUAAAUAGGAUUGGCAGUUUCUUUCCUUUUCUGAAAAGCAAAACAAAAGUCACUUCUCCUAAAGGAAUUUACAUUUACGGAGGCGUUGGAAGUGGAAAAACUUUUCUUAUGGAUAUGUUUUAUCAAUUGACUCCCGGAAAGUUCAAGUAUAGAAUGCAUUUUCAGGAUUUCAUGAUGAGUGUUCAUAAGAGAAUUCACCAAUUUAGAGUACAUUCUCAAAAUCAUGGCAGCGAUCCAAUUCCACCAGUUGCAGCCCAAGUAGCUUCGGAGUGCUGGCUAUUAUGUCUUGAUGAAUUUCAGGUGACAGACGUUGCGGAUGCUCUCGUGCUUCGUCGUUUGGGUGAAGAACUAUUUUCACGCGGACUCAUUUUGGUGACUACUUCGAAUCGUGCUCCAGAAGAACUUUACUGGAAUGGAAUUCAAAGAGAACUAUUUUUGCCAUUUAUACCACUUUUGUAUGACUAUUGCCGGGUGCUUCACGCUUCCUCUCAAACGGAUUAUCGUAUGCAGAUGAUUCUUCGUGACGUUUCAAAUUCUCGCCAAAGGCAUGGCAUCGUAUUUUACGUUUGUCAAGAAGAAGAAAAGAGAAAACGUCAAAUGGAUAAGAUAUUUCUUGCACUUUCUGGUGACUCCACGGAAAAACCAGUAACCUUGGAUGUUUUUUCACGUAAGCUCGUUAUCAAAAGGACUGGUAAAGGCAUUGCAAGGUUUUCCUUUUCUGAGCUUUGUGAUGAGGCCUUAUCAGCAGCUGACUUUGUCGUUUUGGCCGAAACAUUUCGCUCUGUCUUGAUUGAGGAUAUUCCAGAAAUCAAACUAUUUACGGAAAGAAAUAGAGCCCGCCGAUUUAUUAAUUUGAUAGAUGCGCUUUAUGAUCAUUGUACCAAAUUAUUUUGUUCCUCUACCGUGGAAUUGGAUAACUUGUUUUCAAAGGAAGACUUGGAUUUUUCCAAAGGACUAGAACCCGAAGAAUUUUUUGCAUCGGAGCGAACUUUAUCGAGAUUGAGUGAAAUGCAAACGGAAGCUUAUCUCAAAAAGCCACAUAUUGGGAGAAGACAAAAUGAAGACUAUUCUGUUCAUUUAUCAGAUUGAAGCUUUUCAUACUGAAUUGGUUUUGGAAGAUUUAAUUUAUUUGGAAACUUUUCGUCGUCUUAUGUGGAUGAUAACACAAGAGUAAAAACUGCCAGUGAAUAAUAUACAAAUGAAAACAACCCUACGUAUAGAAGUCAAUUAAGGAACAAGCUAUAAUCAUAGACAAGUGCUCUCGCUGAAACAUGAACUUUGGAAAACAAACUCUUUCUUGGCAGCAAUAUCAGUGACUGAAAUAAAAUAAUUGUAUGACUA